CGCGCGCGCGCGCGCCAGGCGGGCCUGCUCGCGGGCUGGGACGGCCGCCUGCCCGCGGCGGCGGGGCGCUGGAGCUGGCGUGGCACGCCCCUGGUGCUGAUGGCACUGCCGAUGCUGGUCCUGCUGAUGGCAGCGGCGUGGAGCGGCAGGGUGCUGCGGCUGCCCGUCCAG
Messenger RNA from Prorocentrum cordatum, 171 nucleotides. The record is from the annotation of a GenBank genome assembly. Lineage: Eukaryota; Dinophyceae; Prorocentrales; Prorocentraceae.